Molecule: messenger RNA, 1730 nt
Organism: Megachile rotundata (alfalfa leafcutting bee)
Lineage: Eukaryota; Metazoa; Arthropoda; Insecta; Hymenoptera; Megachilidae
Gene: TfIIS
Product: RNA polymerase II elongation factor
Biological process (GO): DNA-templated transcription; transcription elongation by RNA polymerase II
Cellular component (GO): nucleus
Molecular function (GO): nucleic acid binding; zinc ion binding
Source: RefSeq, a predicted model, not a curated record
UCAUACUGUUCUCAAAUUAUUUUAUCUAACUUUCGAGAGAUGUCGCUACAAUAUCGUGUCCUGCAGGGAAGUUCCCAUGACGAUGUGACCUCAAAAUGUCUAGUUACUAGAUGUCGCUUCUCGUUUUUCACUAGCACGACGCGGGUUGCUACAGCCAUCUACCUGCAACCUUAACAUGUUGCGAGUUACCAAUCCAGUAUUGAACUCUGCAUCGCAAGUCACGUUUAUAAACGUACUUUCCUGGUUUGUUGUUCGCUUGCUCGGUGUUUUGUAUAUGUUUAUAUCGGUUUUUUGUGUAAAAACUAUAUCAUUAUCACAAUGAGUGCCGAGGAGGAAGUGUUGCGGAUUCAAAAAAAGUUAAACAAGAUGUCGAGCGGUGACGGGACGGGGCAGGAACAAGCAUUGGAAUUACUUAAAAUAUUGCAAAAGCUGCCUGUUGAUUUGGAACUUCUCACUAAGACACGAAUUGGAAUGACCGUUAAUGCAUUAAGAAAAUCGAGCAGAGAUGAAGAAGUUAUAUCGUUAGCAAAGACACUUAUAAAAAAUUGGAAAAAGUUUUUAUCCGGAUCCAACAAGGAAAAAGAUUCUACUUCAUCGAGUAGUUCAAAGAAGAAAGAUGACAAAUCAGAAAAGAAUAAAGAUGACGGAGAUCAAAAGAAAGAUAAGGACUCCAUAGAUGGAAAUGAUGUUAAAAUGAAGGAGGAGAAACCUCACAAGGAUAUUCAGAGAAAACAAUCAACGUUCCCAGCUCCUACCACAACAGAUGCGGUGAGGCUUAAAUGCAGGGAACUUCUGGCAGCAGCUUUAAGAGUGGAUGGAAAUACGAUCGAAGGAUGUGCUUCGCCAGAAGAAUUGGCAGAAGAACUAGAAGAAGCAAUUUAUGCAGAGUUUAAAAAUACUGAUAACAGAUACAAAAACAGGGUGCGUAGCAGAGUUGCUAAUUUACGUGACGCAAAGAAUCCUAAUUUGCGGACGAAUUUCAUUGCUGGUGCAAUAACGCCUGCUAGGCUUGCUGUUAUGACUGCUGAAGAAAUGGCGAGCGAUGAAAUAAAACAGUUAAGGGAACAGUUUAAAAAGGAGGCAAUCAACGAUGCUCAACUUGCUACAGUGCAAGGAACAAAAACUGAUUUGUUGAAAUGUGGAAAAUGCAAAAAGCGCAAUUGCACUUACAACCAAGUACAAACGCGUUCGGCUGAUGAACCUAUGACCACUUUCGUGCUAUGUAAUGAAUGCGGGAACCGAUGGAAGUUCUGUUAAACGUUCUAACUUCGUAUGGUUAUUUUUGAUCGAUAUGGAAAGCAAGAUGUGUUUCGUUCAAGACCUACGUAUUAAUCGACACGUAUUAAAAUUAAUGAGACGUCAUUGGAUGUAUAUUGCAUAAAAAUUUCUCAUUCACAGAGUGUAUAUUAAUCGUUUAAUGAUGCUUUUAAUCUCUUCACAAGUUUCUAAGUACUUGGUUUUCAUGCUACUGUAUAUAUUGACAUUGUAAUGUACUUUAGGACUCAGCUUCGUAGAAUUCGAAUCAAACCGAAGAGAAACUGGAUAAAUUAGACGGACUGAAAAUACUUCGAAUUCUUUUAAAUAAUGCGUCAAUGUUGGGAGUUGUAACACGCGAGUCAUAUUAAAAGUAAGAUAUUUCAUUUUACAUUGUACGAGUUUACACACAUGUCUUAUCUCUGAAAAUUUCGAAAUUGUGGGUACAGUACUGAAAUACAUGGUAUGUAAUUACA